Messenger RNA from Aureobasidium subglaciale EXF-2481, 2071 nucleotides. RefSeq lists its product as uncharacterized. NCBI's taxonomy places the organism in Eukaryota, Fungi, Ascomycota, Dothideomycetes, Dothideales, Saccotheciaceae. The transcript has a single exon. The coding region runs from base 458 to 1960 and encodes 500 amino acids. The record is from RefSeq and is a predicted model, not a curated record.
GUAGCUCACGUUCUUGGGAAUAUGGUUCAAAGUCUGACCAUCGAAUAGAAGCUCCUGGCUAUAAAGCGAUCCCAACGGCUUCAACCAACAAGUAUCUGAACGACGCAGGCCCAGCUAUUCCAGACUUCGCUGUGAAUUCUCUGGAGCCCACAUACAUGCCCGAGGAGGAUCUGUAUCCUAGCAGUAUAAUCGCACGCAGCCUUACCAGCACUCCAACUACUGUGUCAGCCGCUUCUGUCUCUAACGAACCUGCGGACGAGAGCUUCGAAGCCUUCCUCAAAUGGAUGCAGUUGCGUCAGGCGCAGGGAUACCUUGACCAAGACGAGCACACCAAGGUUGCCAGAGAUGCGACUUCCACCUCCGCACAGCAAACACAAUUUACGGACGGCCCCGUUGAUGGCUCGUAUGGAAAGCCGCUCUACAUUCCCCGGGAACACUCCAGCUCUUGCCGGAGGAGAUGAGAGCGAUGGCCGUGGCGAACAAACUGAGUCAGCAGCGGAUCGUCCGAGUGAGCAAAUCAUUUGAGGGACUUGUGCCUCUCCGGAGUCCAGUACUUACUGCAAUGAUACCAAGUCCGACCCUGCCAUCUCCAACGCCUUUAGAUUGGCCCUUGCCGGCGAACAAGUAUUCUGAGGAACAAGGGUCGAAAUUGUCCGAUGGAUACUUCGGGAUGAACAAUGAAAAGAGAAUGACUCUGUCACCAGUAGAGAGACAGCUGAAAGUCCCGAUAGAAAUAUGCAUCACACGCUCACCUGAACCGUCAACAUCUGACUAUGAGCCACGCGAAAGAUCUCGCCAGCAAUCUCGCGCCGGCUCAAGGAGACGACUCAAUGGCUAUGAGAGCAAUAUCGUCGACGCAUAUGACGAUCGAAGCCUGGAUCCGUCGUCAAAUGAGAGUCUCAUUGAUGAAGCGAAGCGUUUGGCCAAUGAAUACCAUGCUUUGUUCAACGAGGACACGAAGUCUCACAGCAACCGGAAGCACAGUGCGUCUUCAAACAGCAUAAAGGAAAAGAUGAAGUUGGUACCGCAGCCGCUCUUCUUCAAUCCCAGACAGAUCUCGAGACAACGUGAGCUUGAGUACCAGAGAUCUCGUAACAAAGCAAACGUGCCUUUGGCAAGCGUGUCUCCAAUGAGAAACAGCGCGUCCCGUGAAAGGCACCAUAGCCCGAAAGGCAAAGAGCGAGCACUGAACUUCCCAUACAAGCUGUCUUUGACACCGGAGUCGACAGGCGUAAGAAGGCGCAGUACAAGCGGGAGUAUACCUAUCUCACCACCUUUCCCAGGUCAGGUAUUUGAAACAAACCAAACGAAAAACGCGCCGUCGCCAGUGAAAUGCAAGCAGAGCAUCGAUGACUCCGAUAGUUUCUCUGCCUUCUACCAACGUAUCAACGCAGAUGCCGAGCAGCUUGCUCGUGAGCACAACAAACCUGAGAGCAAGGUGACCUUCGAGAUGAACACAUUGCCCAGUAUACUCUCAAAUCCAUCCGAUGAUACAUCAAAGUCGUUUCAGGAAUCAAAUUACGCAAGAAGAAAAGCUUCAAACGAUAGUGGGAUCGGCAGCGUUGCUUUAUCAAAAGGGUCGAGAGCACCACUAAAGAUAUUGACGGACAAAGUAACCUCAGUCUUCGGCCAUCACGUGCGCAAGUCAUCGAUCACGGCGAUUGGGGGCCUGUCAAGUGUGAUUGAGAACAUCAAGCAACGUCGGCCAUCAUUCCCGAUCAUCGGUGCGCCACAGCCCAUUUCUGCAGCCGAAGCAUACAAUCCAGUAAGACUGCAAAGCACCUCAACCGGUCUAACUGUAGCGAAGAGACGGCCGAGUGUCUUUGCAGGCAUCAAGGAUCAUAGGCGAGAGAGCAAGGCAAACAAACGCAGGGAGGAUCUCAGGAGAACGAUCAAGAUGGUGCCGACUGAUGGGACACCUGUAUCUUUGACUUUGCGAAAAGGAAGUCAGUGGUUGUAGUAUAGCGGUAUGCAGUAGUGGGAAAAAGACGCAAAGAUCUUAAGAAUGAAACAAUCAUCGUUCUUCCUUUUGUGAAAGUAAUUGUGGGGUUGAUAUCCAGCAUCCGAUAUU